CUGCGGAGUGGGCGCGGCGCGGCGGAAGGCGGAAACGGAGGAUGGCGGCAGGCGCGCAGCUGGCGGCCAUCGCGCUGUUGCUGCUGGCGGGGGUCGGCCCACGGCUGGCCCCCGCCGAGCUUACGGAUGGCAACAGCGAGCACCUGAAGCGCGAGCACUCGCUGAUGAAGCCGUACCAGGGUGCAGGCUCCGCCGCGAUGCCGCUGUGGGACUUCCAGGGCAGCACCAUGGUUACCAGCCAGUACGUCCGUCUGACGCCUGAUGAACGCAGCCGGGAGGGCUCCAUCUGGAACCGCGUGCCCUGCUUUCUGAAGGACUGGGAGCUGCACGUCCACUUCAAGAUCCACGGCGCUGGCAAGAAGAAUCUGCACGGGGAUGGCCUGGCCCUGUGGUACACGCAGGAGCGCCUCGUGCCAGGUCCUGUUUUUGGCAGCAGGGACAAUUUUCAUGGGCUGGCUAUUUUCCUCGAUACGUAUCCCAAUGAUGAAGCAACAGAGCGUGUGUUCCCCUACAUCUCUGCCAUGGUGAACAACGGCUCCCUGACUUACGACCACAGUAAGGAUGGGCGCUGGACGGAGCUGGCAGGAUGCACUGCUGAGAUUCGGAACCAGAAUCAUGACACUUUCCUGGCAGUUCGGUACUCCCGAGGUCGCCUGACGGUGAUGACAGACGUAGAAGACAAGAACGAAUGGAAGAACUGCAUUGACAUUGCAGGGGUACAGCUGCCCACUGGCUACUUUUUUGGUGCUUCUGCAGGCACUGGAGACUUAUCUGACAAUCAUGACAUUAUUUCAAUGAAGCUAUUCCAGCUCAUGGUGGAGCAUCCCCUGGAAGAUGACACUGUUGACUGGACAAAGAUUGAGCCUAGCGUCAGUCUCCUUAAAUCUCCCAAAGACAAUGUGGACGACCCGACGGGGAAUUUCCGCAGCGGGCCCCUGACAGGCUGGAAGGUGUUCCUGCUCCUGCUGUGCGCGCUGCUGGGCAUCAUUGUGUGUGCUGUGGUGGGAGCUGUGGUCUUCCAGAAACGCCAGGAGCGGAACAAGCGUUUUUACUGAUGGAAGAACCGGGCUGCGGUGCCCGACCCGUUCCUUUUCUAUGGGGAGCUGUACAAACUGUGGUUUCUAAAAGCUGUUUCCGAGAAAUACAAGAAGUAUUUUCUUAACUGUC
Lagopus muta (rock ptarmigan) is the source of this 1167-nucleotide messenger RNA. It is a transcript of the gene LMAN2, whose product is annotated as lectin, mannose binding 2. Lineage: Eukaryota; Metazoa; Chordata; Aves; Galliformes; Phasianidae. Gene Ontology annotation, cellular component: COPII-coated ER to Golgi transport vesicle; Golgi membrane; endoplasmic reticulum-Golgi intermediate compartment. Gene Ontology annotation, biological process: endoplasmic reticulum organization; Golgi organization; endoplasmic reticulum to Golgi vesicle-mediated transport. The record is from RefSeq and is a predicted model, not a curated record. Gene Ontology annotation, molecular function: D-mannose binding. Bases 42 to 1055 code for a protein of 337 amino acids. The transcript has 8 exons.